UUUCGAGUUGACAUUUUUCUCGUUCACUAGAUUGCAUUAACAAGAUGUCUCUUAAAGCUGUAGCUGUUUUAACCGGUGAGAAAGUAAAAGGCAUUGUGUAUUUCUCUCAAGAGGCCCCUGAUUGCCCUGUAACAGUCACUGGUGAGAUUUCUGGUCUUUCAAAGGGGCUUCAUGGAUUCCAUGUGCACGAGUAUGGUGAUAAUACAAAUGGCUGUGUAAGUGCUGGGGGACACUUUAAUCCUUUUAAUCAAGAUCAUGGUGCUCCUGGUGACCAAGUGAGGCACGUUGGAGACUUGGGUAACGUAGAAGCUGGGGAUGAUGGUGUGGCAAAGGUGCAAUUAACAGAUAGACUGUUAUCAUUGACAGGACCUCUUUCUGUUGUGGGACGGUCAGUUGUGGUCCAUGCAGAUCAAGAUGACUUGGGAAGAGGUGGACACGAACUUAGCAAGACAACAGGCAAUGCAGGUGGUAGAGUUGCUUGUGGAGUGAUAGGUAUUACCAAGUGAAACUCAAAACAUGACAAGUUGAUGACGAAAAAGUUAGCUGUUGUGCAUUUAUAGUACUUAAGAAGCAUAUAUUUCUAAAUUCUAUGUAUUCCAAUUAAUCUAAUUUAUGCUUGUUUUUUAUAAUUUAUCUCGUAGUAUAUUUAUUAAAGCAAUGUAUUUUUAAUCUACGAUUUAUGUAGAAUAAAAACUCUUGUUUUGAUGCAA
Limulus polyphemus (Atlantic horseshoe crab) is the source of this 710-nucleotide messenger RNA. RefSeq names its product superoxide dismutase [Cu-Zn]-like. Bases 45 to 506 code for a protein of 153 amino acids. Gene Ontology annotation, biological process: removal of superoxide radicals. Gene Ontology annotation, molecular function: superoxide dismutase activity; copper ion binding. NCBI's taxonomy places the organism in Eukaryota, Metazoa, Arthropoda, Merostomata, Xiphosura, Limulidae. The transcript has 5 exons. The record is from RefSeq and is a predicted model, not a curated record.